Molecule: messenger RNA, 440 nt
Organism: Paramecium sonneborni
Lineage: Eukaryota; Ciliophora; Oligohymenophorea; Peniculida; Parameciidae
Source: the annotation of a GenBank genome assembly
AUGUAAGAUUUACAAAAGAGUGAUGGAGAUGAGAUAGUUUUUCACAUUACUAAAAAUGCCUAGCAAUACGAACCAAAUAUAACAUUAGAGAACACCCCUAAUGACAAACCUGUCCAAAAUCCAAUUAGAUUUGAAGAUAUUAAAUUAGUAUCAUCUGUACAGGUUACAGGAGAUGGUCAUUCCUAAUCUGUAAGAAUUAUAUGUUCAGGGUGUAAGACUAAGGUUAGUUUUUUAAGAUUAAAUUUCAGGUUAAUACAGUCAUCACUAGAAAGGCAGGAUUAUAAACUUAUAUAGCUGGAUUACUUCUAAUAUUCUGUUCUUUUGGAUUUAUAUGCGUUUCUUGUAUUCCAUGUUUUAUGGAUGAUUGUAAAGAUGUUCAACAUUCUUGUCCUAAUUGUAACCAAUGUUUGGGAAAGACCUAGUUUAAUAUACUUGAUUGA